AUGAGCAUAGGGGAUUUCAUCGGCAUUCAGCCCUCAGAACUAAAGUUCCCUUUUGAAUUGAAGAAACAGAGUUCGUGUUAUAUGCAGUUGUCAAACAAAACAGAUCAGUAUAUUGCAUUUAAGGUGAAAACAACCAACCCCAAGAAGUACUGCGUAGGACCUAAUGCCGGUGUUGUUCUGCCCAACUCUGCGUGCAAUGUCAGAGUUACUUUGCAAGCCCAGGAGGAGGCUCCUCUUGAUAUGCAGUGUAGGGAUAAGUUUCUUGUUCAGAGUGUGGUUGCUCCACAAGGCGCAUCUAGUAAAGAUGUCACUCAAGAAAUGUUUACACGGGAAGAUGGGAAGAUAGUUGAUGAGUUUAGGUUAAGGGUGGUUUAUAUUCCGGCCAAUCCCCCGUCACCUGUGCCCGAAGGAGAGGAAGAAGCGACUUCCCCCGAGACAUCUUUGGCUGAGGAUGAGAUCAGGAAGCCCGUUUUGUCUGAGGUUUUUUUGAGUAUUAUGUUGUUUCUUUCGGUUCCUUUUAAUUUUAUUUCUGUUGUCUCAAAGUUGAAUGAGGAGAAAGCCUCUGUUACUAAGGAAAAUAAAAAGUUACUCAGAGAAUUGGAAUUGAUAAAAAAUCAAACGAGAAAAAGGCAAGGCAAUGCCUUGUCAUUUGUAGUACUGAUAUUCGGUCUGCUUCUGGGCAUACUCGUUGGAUACGUUAUUACUGGAAACCCGACUAACACCUCCGGCAAGUGUCCGGUUGAUACCCUUAAGUUGGGCAUAUGUGGCGAUUGGGUAGGACUCGUUCACGAGGUCGUGGGAACAAAACCGAGCAGCGAAUGUUGUGAGCUUUUGAAGGGCUUAGCCGAUUUUGAAGCCGCAUUGUGCCUUUGUACAGAGAUUAAGGCUAACGUGCUCGGGAUUGCGAAAGUUAAGGUCCCGAUUGCUUUGAGCCUCGCGGUUAAUUCGUGCGGAAAGAAAGUGCCACGAGAUUUUGUUUGUUCUUGA
Messenger RNA from Striga hermonthica, 987 nucleotides. Lineage: Eukaryota; Viridiplantae; Streptophyta; Magnoliopsida; Lamiales; Orobanchaceae. The record is from the annotation of a GenBank genome assembly.